AUGCCGCGCGCUCUCAACGCCUGUCAGAUGCUUGACCAGUCGGUUGAGCUUGAAACGCCCCUUGCCAUCAAAUCGGCUCGCUUCUUCGGCCUUGGACUGCUGAGUGGUCAGUUUUUUGGGGCGUCCCCUGUGCUCACUCAGGGGCGGCUGCGGGGCGGGAGUGGAAUGCCAGUUUUGGAGUGGACCCCGGUCAGGGGAAAACCUCAAAGUGCUGUGGAACAAGUUGAGCUUCGAUACGAGAUCGGAUCCGGGUCAAAGAAGUUUCGGAGAGUCCGAGAGAGUGUUGGGUUGAGGGACAGCAUACGCAUACAGGGCCAAACAACCGAGAAUCGCGAGCUUGCACAAGUGUAUCUUGACCAGCCGGACCAGGUCGCAUCCUACCAACGAUCACAACUUCAAAACUUCCCGUAUCACAUCGCCAUGCGUCCCACCACAGCACUUAUCGCCGGCGCCCUCGCCUCGGGUGCAUCCGCUGAGAACUACCUCGGCUUCAACUCCGGCGCUACCCUCGCCGACCGCUCGGCCAAGUUCAAGAAGGACUGGCUCGCUGAGUUCACGACGGCACAGGGCCUUCAGAAGGCACCUGGCAAGUUCAACGCCGUGCGCCUCUACACAAACAUCCAGGCCUACUCGCAGGAUGACCCGAUCCAGGCAUUCGAGGCCGCUAUGGAGACCGACACCAAGAUUCUGCUCGGUAUUUGGACCUCGGGCACCGACAGCAUCGAGAAGGAGCUUAGCGCGCUGAAGAAGGCCAUCGACAAGCACGGCAAGAAAUUUACCGAUCUCGUCAUUGGCAUGUCGAUUGGCAGCGAGGAUCUCUACCGUGAUUCCGAGACGGGCGUCAUCAACAAGGCUGGUAUCGGUGCCGGCCCAGAUGUCGUGGUCAAGUUCAUCAACGAGUACAAGAAGGCGGUCUCGAACACUCCACUGAAGAGCGUCCCCAUUGGGCAUGUCGACACCUGGGAUGCCUGGACGAACAGCACCAACAAGGUCGUCAUUGACGCCGUCGACUGGGUCGGUGUUGACGAGUACCCCUACUACGAGACCGGCAAGGGCAACGACAUCAAGAACUCGGGCAAGCUAUUUGACCGCGCCUUCGACGCUGUCGCCGGCGCCGUCGGCAGCAAGCCCAUCUGGGUCACCGAGACUGGCUGGCCCGCCACCGGUCCCGAUUGGGACCAGGCCGUCGCGAGCACCGAGAACGCCAAGUACUACUGGCAAGAGAUCGGCUGCCGCAAGCUCUUCAACAAGGUCCCCACCUUCUGGUACAACCUCCGUGACUCGAACCCGGACAACGAGAUGAAGUUUGCUAUCACCAACAACCUCUCCAAGACGCCGCUUUUCGACCUGACCUGCCCCACCAAGUUCGACACCCCGUCCUCGACCCCCAGCACCGGUGCUUCCUCUACCGGCGUCUCUUCUCCCGGUAGCUCGUCCACCGGCGGUGCUGACAGCACUGAAGGGUCUGGCAGCAACAGCGGCAACAGCGGCACCGGCACCAGCGAUGACAACAGCACCGGCUCUGGGGCUGAGGCGGCCACCAGCCCUAGCCCGAGCGACAACGGCGCCUUUGUGGGCAAGAGUCUCUCCGGCGUCGCCGUCGUCGGCCUCGCUCUCGUUGCCGGUGUCUUCACCUUCUUCUAA
Messenger RNA from Chaetomium globosum CBS 148.51, 1644 nucleotides. RefSeq lists its product as uncharacterized. The transcript has 3 exons. Gene Ontology annotation, biological process: cell wall organization; carbohydrate metabolic process. Gene Ontology annotation, cellular component: fungal-type cell wall; cell surface; extracellular region. The record is from RefSeq and is a predicted model, not a curated record. Bases 1 to 1644 code for a protein of 547 amino acids. Gene Ontology annotation, molecular function: 1,3-beta-glucanosyltransferase activity; glucan endo-1,3-beta-D-glucosidase activity. Lineage: Eukaryota; Fungi; Ascomycota; Sordariomycetes; Sordariales; Chaetomiaceae.